Messenger RNA from Leptomonas pyrrhocoris, 1597 nucleotides. RefSeq lists its product as hypothetical. Bases 305 to 1597 code for a protein of 430 amino acids. Gene Ontology annotation, molecular function: protein binding. The record is from RefSeq and is a predicted model, not a curated record. The transcript has a single exon. Lineage: Eukaryota; Euglenozoa; Kinetoplastea; Trypanosomatida; Trypanosomatidae.
AGCUUGCGGCCAUUGAUGGUGCAUAUCAUUCGAAGUGAAGACAGAGUGGCACCAUUUUUAUAUACAAAGUUAGGUUUCCUUUUGUUGCCCUAAAACGAGCACUCUUAUUUUUUUCCUUUUUCUUCAGUUCGAAGGCAGUGCUUCUCGUACGUUUCGCGAGACAGUGGUGAAGGUUUUAAAUUCUUUUUGUUUCGCACUUCUUAUAACACACGUGUACACGAUUUACACUAAUAAUCCCAACGGAUACUAAAAUAACGCAAACACACACACACACACUUUACUUGGGAGAGUUUCGCGAAUCACAAUGGGAAAUAAGUGCAUGAAAAGUAGCGAGGUGGUUGAGAACCGCAAAGCUGGAGACAGCAACGGCGAGCCGCCCAAGAGGGAGAAGAAGGCGCACAGCAAGAGCGACAAGUCCAUCGCAUCCCCGCCAGCCACUACGUCGUCUCCGCACAAGAGCGAUGAAAACACGCCCAAGAAAACUACGGUUGUCAAGAACAUCGAGGCGCUCCAGCACUCGUUAAAGCCCACUGUUUCUGUUAUUUCGACGGCGCUGCGCCACGAUGAGUUUCGUCAGUUCACGCCCAUCUUUGCUACUGGAAAAGCCGCGCUGGCGGUGGCGUCUUGCACGCGGGCGAAGCGGCCGCAACACGUCCUGGCUGCCGGCGAGGACCGCAGUGUCGCUCUGCUGAACUACGAGACGGGCCACGUAAUGCGCCGCUGGGUGCACGCGCACCAAAACGAUAUUAACUGCAUUACCACUCCCACUUCCUCCGGCCUCUUCGCGACGGCGAGCCGCGACAGAGUUGUGAAGGUGUGGGACUUCACUUCAGACGGCAGCGUGACGGAGCUGCAAGGCCACACGAUGAACGUGACGAGCGCCGACAUGAGCCCCGACGGAUCUUUAAUCGUGUCGGGCAGCAAGGACAACACCGUUCGACUCUGGGACGUUGAAAGGUCCGAGGAGCUGUACUGCGGCGAUGUCAAGCUGAACGUCGUGCACUUUGUGGCCUUUAUGCCGUCGAUGCAGUGCGUCGCGCAGGGCGGCGAGGAUCUGGCGGUGCGGCUGUGGGACAUCCGCACGCAGAACUCCCACCGCAGCCUGCAGCUGUCCAAGACCAUAGAAGGGAUGGACUACUACCCGGUUUGCUGCGAAACCGUCGCGAGCAACUCAAACAUCCUGUUGACUGGCCACAACGGCGUGAACGGGUGCGGGUCGUACGUCGCGGAAUGGGACAUCCGCACCGGCAAUCGGAUUGCGCUUUACCAAGGGCAUCAGGCCAGCGUGUCGAGUGUGAGGAUGGUGUCUGCCGACGUGUAUGGCAAAGGAUCCUUUUUCUCUGCGAGCGACGACGGCACGUUUGGCGUGUGGAAUUUAGAGGAUGGGGAAAGGAAGGGGGAGGUGCACCUCGCUGUAGAUCAUCAAUUCCGCCUCCCGGAAGGCCGCGUCACGUGUUUUGAAGCCGAAGAAAACGGUGACACCGUUAUUGCGCUCAACGAUGGCUGUCUGGUGGUGCUGCGGCCCGUGUCGAGGGACGGGUCCGUGGUGCCCUCCUUCCGACUUCGAUAUGUCGGCAUCCUGAAGUCGCGCACGUAA